Molecule: messenger RNA, 3525 nt
Organism: Chroicocephalus ridibundus (black-headed gull)
Lineage: Eukaryota; Metazoa; Chordata; Aves; Charadriiformes; Laridae
Gene: BRD2
Product: bromodomain containing 2
Exons: 12
Coding region: 105-2453 (782 amino acids)
Biological process (GO): chromatin remodeling; regulation of DNA-templated transcription
Cellular component (GO): nucleus; chromatin
Source: RefSeq, a predicted model, not a curated record
GGGGCAAAGUGGGGGGGUCGUCGGAGGAGACGGCGGCGGCGGGAGGAGGAGGAGAAGGAGCCGAAGGGCGGCCGGGAGCGCGGGCCGGGCACGCAGCCGCCGGCAUGUUGCAGAAUGUGAAUCCCCAGAGCAAGAUUCUGGGGGAGGGCAAUGCCGGGCUCAUGGGCCUGGCAACGGAGUCAACCCCCGGCAAACGGAUCCGCAAACCCUCGCUCCUCUACGAGGGCUUCGAGAGCCCCACCAUGGCGUCGGUGCCGGCCCUGCAAUCCCCCCAGGUGAACCCCCCUCCGCCGGAGGUUUCCAACCCCAAGAAGCCGGGGCGGGUCACCAACCAGCUGCAGUAUCUGCACAAAGUGGUGAUGAAGGCUCUGUGGAAGCAUCAGUUUGCUUGGCCCUUUCGUCAACCCGUCGACGCUGUCAAGCUGGGCCUGCCGGACUACCACAAGAUCAUCAAGCAGCCCAUGGACAUGGGGACAAUCAAGCGGCGCUUGGAGAACAACUAUUACUGGGGGGCUGCGGAGUGCAUGCAGGACUUCAACACCAUGUUCACCAACUGCUACAUCUACAACAAGCCCACAGAUGACAUUGUGCUGAUGGCCCAAACCCUAGAGAAGAUCUUCUUGCAGAAGGUGGCCCAGAUGCCACCGGAAGAGCAGGAGAUCGUGGUGCCAGUGGCCAAGAACAGCCAUAAGAAGGGAGCGUCCCGGGCAGCAGCGCUCCUGGCGGGACUGACGGCUGCUCAGCAAGUACCGGCUGUCUCCUCCGUGUCCCACACCGCUGUCUACACCCCGAGCCCUGACAUCCCCACCACCAUAGUCAACAUUCCCCACCCAUCCGUGAUCUCCGCUCCGCUCCUCAAGUCGCUGCACUCCACCGCCCCGGCCGUCCUGGCUGCGCCCGCUCCCACCCAGCCCGUGGCCAAGAAGAAGGGCGUGAAGCGGAAAGCGGACACCACCACCCCCACCACCACGGCCAUCAUCGCCACCAGCGGGGAGUCCUCACCCUCGGCCACCUUGCUGGAGGCCAAGGCGGCCAAAAUCCCUGCCCGCCGGGAAAGCGGUCGCCCCAUCAAACCCCCGAAAAAGGAUUUACCGGAUUCCCAGCAGCACCAGACUUCCAAGAAGGGCAAACUCUCGGAGCAGCUCAAAUACUGCAACGGGAUCCUCAAGGAGCUGCUCUCCAAGAAACACGCGGCCUACGCCUGGCCCUUCUACAAGCCCGUCGACGCCUCGGCCCUGGGGCUGCACGACUACCACGAGAUCAUCAAGCACCCCAUGGACCUCAGCACCAUCAAGCGGAAGAUGGAGAACCGGGAUUACCACGACGCCCAGGAAUUCGCUGCCGAUGUCCGGUUAAUGUUCUCCAACUGCUACAAGUACAACCCGCCCGACCAUGACGUGGUGGCCAUGGCCCGCAAGCUGCAGGACGUCUUUGAGUUCAGCUACGCCAAGAUGCCGGAUGAGCCGCAGGACGCCAGCCCCCCCUCGGUGUCGGCCCCGCUCGCCGGCGCCCUCUCCAAAUCCUCCUCCGAAGAAUCGUCCAGCGACGAGGAUGAGGACGAUGAGGACGAUGAAGACGACGAGGAGGAUGAGAGCAGCAGCGAGAGCUCGUCGGAGAGCGAGGAGAGCUCGGACUCGGAGGAGGAACGCGCCAACCGCCUGGCCGAGCUGCAGGAGCAGCUGCGGGCCGUGCACGAGCAGCUGGCUGCCCUCUCACAGGGCCCCGUUUCCAAACCUAAAAAGAAGCGCGAGAAGAAGAAAAAGAAGAAAUCGGAGAAGCACAAAGGCCGGGGAGGCGACGAGGAAGCCCGGGCGCGCCAGGCCCAGCUCCGUAAAGCCAAGAAAGCCGGUGGCGGCGGCGGCGGUGGUGGCAGCGGCGGCAGCUCCAAGAAUUCGAAGAAGGCGGCGAAAGCAGCGUUGCCGCCGCCGCCGGCGCUGUACGAUUCGGAGGAGGAGGAAGAAAGCAAACCCAUGACCUACGACGAGAAGAGGCAGUUGAGUUUGGAUAUCAACAAGCUGCCGGGCGAGAAGCUGGGCCGGGUGGUUCACAUCAUCCAGUCGCGGGAACCUUCCCUGCGCGAUUCCAACCCCGAGGAGAUCGAGAUCGAUUUCGAGACCCUCAAACCCUCCACGCUGCGGGAGCUGGAGCGUUACGUCCUCUCCUGCCUGCGGAAGAAACCCCGCAAGCCCUACAGCGAAACCAUGAAGAAGCCGGUGGGGAAGACGAAAGAGGAACUGGCGCUGGAGAAGAAGCGGGAGCUGGAGAAGCGGCUGCAGGACGUCAGCGGCCAACUCAACUCCACCAAGAAGCCCCCAAAGAAGGCCAGCGAAAAAGCGGAAUCUGCUCAGCAAGUGGCCGUCUCCCGCCUCAGCGCCUCCAGUUCCAGUUCGGAUUCCAGUAGCUCCAGUUCCAGUUCCUCCUCCUCGGACACCAGCGAUUCGGAUUCGGGAUAGGGGGGGGCGGGGGGGUCCCGGAGCCCCACAACGGCGGCAGCCGGGUGGAGCGCGGGCAGGUUCGGAAGAGGCUCUGCGGGACCGGACCCAGGUGAACCGGACUGAGGGCGCCCGCCCGGCAGGACGGGGGGCCGUGGGGGAGCCCCCCCACCCCGCCGCCUGAGCCCCCUACGGACUCUCGGGGCACAGGGGAAGAGGGGGGGGGACACCCCGGUGUUUACAGGUGGCGCUGGAGGCAGGGGGGGCCCUGGCUGUGGGGUUGGCCCCCCCUGCCCUCAUCCUCCCCAGCAGGUUUUACUGUUUGUUGUUUUAAGGGGUUGCGGGGGGGGGGUGGGGUGGGGUGAUUGGUUUUGGGGUGGUUGUUUCUUUUUGUUUUGUUUUGUUUUAUUAUUAAUUUUUUUUUUUUCUGACUUGUGGGAUUUUUUCCAAAGGGGAAAAGUUUGGGGUUUUUAAGAAAAAAAAAAAAAAAAAAAAAAAAAAAAAGAGAAGAAAAAAAUAAAAAACAAAAAACAAAAAGGGGGGGGGAGAAACAAACAAAAAAAUCUUUUAAAAAGGAGAAAAAAAAAAAAAAUCUCUUGGGGUGGGGGGGGAUGGGGAGUUGAGAGUCCCGAGUUUUGGGUUUGCUGGUGGGGGGGGGGGCCUUCCCUACCCCCCUCCACCCCCCCGGGGCGGAGCUGCCACCCUCCCCCUCCCCUCGUUUGUGGAGGAUUUUUAAUUUAUUUGCGCCGCGUGGUGCUGGUGGGGGGCCCCGGGACGCGCCUUGUACAUACCCCCCCCUGUCCGCCCCCCCUUCCCCCCCCCCGGCAGGCGAGCAGGGCAGCAUGUCCCCGCGUGGGGAAGGGGGGAGGGAGGGGCCGCCUGUUUUUUACGUUGACUGUAUAAUUUUUUUUUUUUCUACUUGUUUUAUUUUGUUUUGGGUUUGUUUUUUGGUUUUUUUUUUGUUGUUGGUUCCCCCCCCCCAUCCCCUUCCCCCCACCCCCCCACCUUAGACCCUUAGAGCCGUGUUUUCAUCUUAUUGUAUGUUUCGAACCUUUCGAUUCUUUAACAUGUAAAUAAAGAAAAUAUUAUUCGA